UCCCGGGGCCAGCCCGCCUCUGUCCUCUGGCACGCGCUCGGCCUGCGGGGCGCGCCCAGGGCCCUCCCCCGAAUCUUGGGAAACCCUCUCUGAGCCGCCCGCCCCGCGCCCCGCCCCUCCCCGGGAGGGAAAAGGCGGCCGCGGUGUCCCCGGCGCUGGGACCAGGAGCCCAGAGGACGGGAGGACGGACGCGCCAUCGCCACUUCAGGCUAGGCCAUGGACCCUCACGAGAUGCUCGUCAAGAACCCGUAUGCCCAUGUCAGCAUACCCCGGGCGCAGCUGCGGCCCGACCUGGGGCAGCAGCUGCAGACGUCCCCCUGCUCCCCAGAGUCGGGGCCUCUGCCAGAGGAGCCCUGCGCCCCCGAGCCCACCUGCCUCCCACAAGUGAGCGAGACUCCGGGCUGCGAGGGGGCCAAGGGGGCAGCGGCUGGCCAGGGUCAGCAGGCCUUGCAGCAGCCCAGCAACCCCUACGGCUGCGGCUGCGGGCAGCACCCAGCAGGACUGACCUACGCCGGCCUGCCACCCGUCGGGCGUGGAGACGACAUCGCCCACCACUGCUGCUGCUGCCCCUGCUGCUCCUGCUGCCACUGCCCACGCUUCUGCCGCUGCCACAGCUGCUGCGUCGUCUCCUAGCCCCACCUGGGUGGCCGCACCGCGGCCUGGGCCGGCCACUUCUUGCCUGGACAGAGGCGCUGACCCACGGAGGCCAUUGGCCCAGCUCGGGUCUAGAGAGGGAGCCCCGGGCACAGCACGGGCAGCCUGGGGUGCCCUGGCCACCUCCCCGGGGCCAGGCCGCGGCAAUAAAGCAGAGGAAGCGUGUCUGGUGACUCCUCGUUCGCGGUGGUCCCUUGGGGAGGUCCCUGUCUGGAGGACGCCAGAGCCCCAGCCUGUCUGGGCCACCAGGGUGUGGGGAAGCUGCUAUCACGUGGGCCGCAGGCAUCUGGCCUGCCGGGGACGCGACAGGAGGGGCGGGAGUGUGUUCCCUGCGGGCCUGGGUCUGAAUUCCUUGAGGCCCAGGCCCCGGCCGAGACGGGUCAGCCUGUGCAUUGGACACAGGACGGCGCUGAGCCCGCACGAGGUGGAGCCCUUGAUAAGGCGCAGGAGGAAAAGAAGGUUGGCGGCUGCUCAGGAGGGCGGCACCAGCAGGUUUCGGGGAGUGGGGCCUGGUGGCCGUGAGUCACGGCGCGUCCUCAGCUGGGCGUUUUCUGGUUUCUCACCAAACACCCGACUUCCUGAUCACCUCCGUGGGCUGCUCUCCGCUGCCGCGGCCUGGGAGUCUGGAGGGGGCGGGGCCGCCCAGACGGGCCAGCACACAGGCUGCUGGGGUGUCCGGGGAGCUGAGCCACAUGAAGCCGGGCUGCCGGGCCAGGAGUGAGCACCACGGCCAGGGCGGGGGC
Molecule: messenger RNA, 1397 nt
Organism: Talpa occidentalis (Iberian mole)
Lineage: Eukaryota; Metazoa; Chordata; Mammalia; Eulipotyphla; Talpidae
Gene: CYSRT1
Product: cysteine rich tail 1
Exons: 2
Coding region: 217-633 (138 amino acids)
Source: RefSeq, a predicted model, not a curated record